Messenger RNA from Sceloporus undulatus (fence lizard), 3830 nucleotides. RefSeq names its product putative homeodomain transcription factor 1 (gene PHTF1). The record is from RefSeq and is a predicted model, not a curated record. Gene Ontology annotation, cellular component: endoplasmic reticulum. NCBI's taxonomy places the organism in Eukaryota, Metazoa, Chordata, Lepidosauria, Squamata, Phrynosomatidae.
GAUGCUGCCUGCCAGCGCAAGGAUGGAGUCGGAGGCAGAAGCGGGCGCGAGGCGGGGGCGCUCUCUCGCCCCCGCUCCCCUCGUUUCCAUGAUAAUUUGAUUCUUGGCUGAGAUGCCAGAUGGCCUCAAAUGGUGAAGAUGCCAUUGCUUGGUACCAAAAGAAGAUUGGAGCCUAUGAUCAGCAGAUAUGGGAAAAAUCUAUAGAACAGACUGAGAUGAAGGGGUUUAAGAACAACCCAAAAAGAAAGGUCACAUCCCGCGACCUGAUAGAUGUUGAUUUAAUCAGAGGUUCCACAUUUGCAGCUAAACCUGAAAUCCCUUGGACAUCACACAGGAAGGGCCUUGUUAGGGUUGUAUUCUUCCCCCUCUUCAGCCAUUGGUGGGAACAAGUGACUUCUUGGCGUAUUUUUGCAUGGCUGCUUAUGCUCUACUCUUACAAGUUUGUAGCAAUUGUGUUGUACUACAUGAUGCCAGUUGUGAGUGCAAGUGAAAUUAUUGGACCAUUGUGCCUUAUGCUACUAAUGGGAACUGUACACUGUCAAAUAGUAUCUACUCAGUUAACUAAGCCCUCAGGAAUCAAUGGAAGCAGCACUGGCCGAAGAAGGAGAAAAAUGCGCAAAUUUGUAGGAGGUGAUGGAAGUUCUACCUCUUCCAAUGACAAAAUUAUCAGAGCAGAGGAGUCUCCAGAGUUAUCAUCUCGGAUCAGCAGCUUCUUUGACUCAGUGUUGCGCAGAAGGAACAGGGAGGGAACGAAAAGGGCAAAACGAGUAACUGAUAAAGAGAUCGAUACAGAACAUAGCAGUGGUACUAAGCGGAAGAUUUCCAGAUCUGAGCAUAGUUUGCAACGAUCCGACGAGUCUGAAUCAGUAUUAGAUGUAGAAAAAAAACAGAUUAGUACCAGACGCUCUGGAAUCUCUGAUGAGCUGUCAAGUGAGGAGGAAGCAGAGACAGCGAGUCAGAGAAUUUUGCUGCGCAGAUGUGUAGAAGGUAGAUCUAAUGUCAAUGAAAAAGAAAACCAGAGGAUGAGAUCUUCUGUUGUUUCUGUGUCAGUUCCCACCAACCAGUCAGUAUCACAGGUCAAAGAGGUUGUGAAAUCUAUGCAAGAUUCUGACAGCAUAGCCGAAUCGGAACUUGAAACGACAGUUCAUGAGGAGUCUAACCCCAUUUAUAGUAGUGGAUCUAGGAGUGGCAGUGUAUCCCACAGAGAUUCGGAAAGCACUCGCCAUGACUCUGAGACAGAGGAUAUGCUGUGGGAUGACCUGCUUCAUGGGCCUGAGUGUCGCUCUUCUUACACCAGUGACAGUGAGGAAGCUAAAGGAAAAGAUGCAAAGGGAAGCAAAAAAGACCUGAAGGAUGAUGUUUUCCAGCAGAAUCAUUUAUUCUGGCUGCAGAAUACAAGUCCUGCCUCUACGAAAGUGAGUGCUCUCAUUUGGGAGGGGAAUGAGUGCAAGAAGGUGGACAUGUCUGUGCUGGAGAUCAGUGGAGUAAUCAUGAGCAGGGUCAAUGCUUAUCAACAAGGAGCUGGUUAUCAGUGGCUGGGAAAUAUUGUUACAGUUGGUUUAGCCUUCCUUCCUUUCCUUUAUCGACUCUUCCACUCAAAGACACUGGAACAGUUGUGGUUCCUUUCUAUAAAAGAACUUUUAUAUAUCUUUUGUGGGGCUCCCACAACCCCCCCUGUUCUUAUCCUUGCCACCAUCAUCUUCCUUGAACGCCUCUGCCUCACCUGGAUGUUUUUCUUCAUGAUGUGCGUUGCCGAGAGGACGUAUAAACAGCGAUUUUUGUUUGCUAAACUUUUUAGCCAUAUUACAUCUGCUCGGAAGGCAAGAAAGUAUGAAAUCCCUCAUUUCAGGCUCAAGAAAGUGGAAAAUAUUAAGAUAUGGCUAUCACUUCGCUCCUACCUAAAGAGGCGAGGCCCACAACGGUCUGUUGAUGUGGUUGUAUCUUCCAUCUUCUUACUGGCUCUUUCUAUUGCUUUCAUAUGCUGUGCACAGGUUUUAAAAGGUCACAAGACAUUCUUGAAUGCUGCUUACAACUGGGAAUUCCUAAUCUGGGAAACAGCCUUGCUCCUCUUCUUGUUGCGUUUGGCAUCCCUAGGCUCUGAAACAAACAAGAAAUAUAGUAAUAUUUCAAUUCUGCUCACUGAGCAGAUUAAUUUGUAUCUAAAAAUGGAAAAAAAGCCAAACAAAAAAGAACAGCUCACACUGGUGAACAAUGUCCUAAAACUUUCUACAAAACUCCUGAAGGAGUUAGACACACCAUUUAGACUGUAUGGUUUGACAAUGAAUCCUUUAAUCUACAACAUAACUCGUGUGGUGAUCUUGUCUGCAGUCUCUGGUGUCAUAAGUGAUCUGCUGGGAUUCAAUAUCAGACUGUGGAAAAUCAAACCAUAACAAAGAAAAGAGAAGCUAAAUUCCCCUUUCCGGGGCACAAGAAUUGUCAGCAGUGCUACACAGAACUGGUAUGACAGUAGAAGAUGCAAUGCUUCUGUAUAAAUGAUAUAUGCUAGUCCUCAACAGCAACACAGAUCUCAUCCAUUCUUCAAACAUUCUCACAAGAGUUCAGAAUAAAUUUCUUUAUUCCAAGUAAGAUCAUGGCUUGAAGAGAUAAUGAUUAAAUAAAGCCUAAUAAAUUAGCUUUAUUAAACUAAAGUCUCUUAAUGAGACAAAUCUGCAACUCUACUGUAGUAGUAUGAAAUUUUGUUCAGCAACAGUUUGUUAAACAACAAAAGCCAUGUUUUUUUCUGGUUUAUUAUAGUCCUGUCUAGCUGUCUGAGAAAAUUAAGGCUUGCUACAAGCAGGUUGAGUAGCAAAGUCUUUUAAUGAGGUGGCAGAGCGAUUUGGUAUGCACUUUCUGAGUUUAGACAGGUAGUUGUUUCUGCCACAAUCAUCUUUUUGGAAGUUGCUGUUGACCUACUUUAAAUUUCUCCAAGUGUCGGUGAUGAAAAGAUUUUUCUUGAAUGGCACCAGGAUUAGCAUCAGUUGAUUUAAAAGAGGAGAAAAAUGAAGUCUAUCCCCACAAGCUAAGGAUAUCCUCUUCAGGCAUUUGGCAGUUGAGGCUUCAGUUGCUUAGUAACGCACAAACAGCACCAGAAGGUGGCUUACAUUAUGCCUGCCACACACCAGGAGAUGAUAGGAUUUUUUUUGUAAUUAGCAUUCUCCAAAUAACUCAUGUGAACUCAGACUAGUCUGAACAAGCAAAGCAGUCUCUCCAUGAAAGAAUAGUGAUGUUUAUAUGCUACCACAGUGAGUGAGCAGAUGUUUUACACUAUUAGAGAGUGAAUUAGAAAGCCAAAUUUCUGCUGGGAUACAUUACACCACCCACUGAUGGCAGUUAGCCCUGUGGAUACUGAGUUGGUCCUGCAGGUUUCCCCACUACAGCGAUCUCUUGAUGAAGCACUUUGCACACAGCCCUUCAGAUGUAGUACAAGUAGUAGGACUAUGUGCAUGUGAUGCUGCCCUAGAGUUGUAUUCCCCAUAGAUGAAAAUAGUAUUUGUUGCUGAACACUUUAUAUUUCAAACAGAUGGCAGCUUCUAAAUGUGUAUGCAGUGAGUAAACUCGCAAGUACCUACCAAGGUCAUAAAAGAAAUGUGUAAAAUAGUACCUUGGAGAUAGUUGAAGUGUCCAUGAACGGUUGGUUACUAUUCUCUAUGGAUGCAAUGGUUUUAACAGUUUCUCUAAACAGUGCACUUGUGUUUUUAAAAUAUUCUUUAUAUAAAAUUUCUAAAAGUAUACAAUAUUUUAUAUAAAAUUACUGUUUGUGUAUUUGCAGAUUGAUGGAGGAACAUAUGACAGUAUUUAAAUGUUAGUAAUGUGAAUGAAUAAAAACAGUC